CUUCCUUCUUUACCACAAGACCCCCAAACCCACCCUCCAAAAUGUACAAGCUGGUCGUAUUCACCGCCCUCCUGGCCGUCGCUGCUGCCGCCCCUGGCCUGAUUGGUGGUAUCGCCGCCCCCUACGGCUACGGUGGCUACGGAGCCCCCCUUGCCGCCCCCUGGGGCGUCGGUCACGGUCUCGUUGGCGCCCCCUUAGUUAGCGCCCCCGUCGUCAAAGCCGCCGUACCUGUCGCCACCUCGUAUGCUAACACCGUCAGAAUCGCUUCCCCUGCUGUGGUUGCCGCUCCCGCCCCCAUCGUAGCUGCUCACGGCCCGGUCCUGGCUUCCCCCUAUGCCCACGCGUGGUAAACCACUUCCCCACCCUGGCCAACAACACCUAGGCCACCCGGAAAGAGCAACAGUCAACCCUUAUGAACCUAUUUAUUUAUAGUAAAUAAGUAAUUCGAACGUCAGAUUGGAGCAAAAACCUAGCUCGAUUGAGUUGGAAUGUAGUGUUUGGUAUCGUAAUAAAUUGCAAUAAAUUAUA
Pectinophora gossypiella (pink bollworm) is the source of this 528-nucleotide messenger RNA. RefSeq names its product neuropeptide-like 3 (gene CPH17). The record is from RefSeq and is a predicted model, not a curated record. Lineage: Eukaryota; Metazoa; Arthropoda; Insecta; Lepidoptera; Gelechiidae. Bases 42 to 350 code for a protein of 102 amino acids. The transcript is spliced from 3 exons.